AUGGAAUCGCCCAAACUUGCACGGCGCCGCAUCGGAGAUAAACACCCCUUCUCCACUGGAGAUUCUUCUAUAGAGAGAUCAAUCGGCGAACCGAGAUCUCAUCCGUCUCAACACAUCAUCCACUCCGAGAUACCUUCCGUAACAACAGAAGCUUCUUUUUUCUCAUGUCAACGUUAUUGUCAUCGGAGAGCUUCAUCACCACAGCUUAAGAAACCUCCACUUCCCGGAAUCGACUCUUGGACUUACAAACCGCCUUUCCCUCGCCGAAACCCUCUCCACAACCGCGUCUUUACUCCAGACACCGAGCCUCCGCGAGCGGUGGAUACUGGACCAGAGCUCAGACAAGGCGAUACGUGA
Messenger RNA from Eruca vesicaria subsp. sativa (arugula), 357 nucleotides. NCBI's taxonomy places the organism in Eukaryota, Viridiplantae, Streptophyta, Magnoliopsida, Brassicales, Brassicaceae. The record is from the annotation of a GenBank genome assembly.